UAUAAUCGCCAUCAUCAUCGUCAUUGCCACCAAAAAAACAGCAGCAAUCUUUUAGUGAGGGGGGAAUGCAAGACUGAUUGAGAAAAAAGGGAAGGGAAUAAGUAGGCAGGAUCUCACAGUGACGCCCUUCAACCUUCUUUUAGGAAUUAAAAAAAUACCAGUAUGAUAAGAAACAGAUUACUGCUUAUUUUAAGCUUCCUCACUGCAUUCGUCUUAGCUCAAGGGGCACUAGUAAGCGAUAUGCAUAACCUGUUCACGAACGUCAUUCUGGCCUCUGACCACAGGUACCUGCCCCUGAUCAACCAGACAGACAGAGUACUCGUCAACAUCUCUAUAUCUCUCCUGUUUAUUUACGACGUGAAUGAGGUACAGCAGACUAUGUCGGCGUGUUUCAUGUAUGAUAUUACCUGGACGGACGAGUUGCGUCAGUGGCGACCUGAAGACUAUGGCGGUAUCUCUGACGUCCAACCGGACCCUCUAGACAUCUGGAAGCCUCGGUUGUUGGCAGCAAACUCUAUUGGAAGCCAGGAUUUUAUUGGGGACACUUACGCUCCUCUGCACCUAUACUCCAACGGACAUGUCACAUGGCUUCCUGGAGGAAUCGUUCAUUUUUCUUGCUCCAUGAUCCUGACCUACUUUCCCUUUGACACCCAACAAUGUCACUUCGCUAUUCUCGGUGGAGAAAUUGCAUCCCAUGUGACUUAUUCAAUGGGCCUGGCAAGUAUAUCUGCAGGUCGUCAUGCAAAAAACGGCGAAUGGGAUAUCCUAGAGAUCCGUGGUGCAAGCCUCAUUUCACACACUACAGGGCUACCUCUUGUCACGUGUUCCAUAUCUCUUAGACGCAGACCUCAGUUCAUCGUCUUAAAUAUCAUCAUGCCUGUUAAUCUUCUGUCCUGUAUCUCCGUGUUCGUUUUCUGGGUACCGGUGGAGAGUGGAGAAAGAUUGUCACUGUCCAUCACCACCCUUCUCUCUCUGACCGUAUACAUGAGCGAGAUAUACUCAGAUCUUCCAAAAACCUCAGAUCACAUGCCCCUGCUUGUUAUUUACCUCAUGUGUCUUCUUGUGCACAGCAUUUUAGUGCUCAUCAGUAACAUUAUCCUUCUUACUGUGUAUCACCACGGACGAGAUAACAAUGAGAAAAGCAAAACCAAUUGCCAGAGUAAAGACAAUGAGUCACAAAUAGUCACUGAAUCAAACCAAAAUACGUACACAUCCCAACUCAUGGAACAUUCCCACAAAAUGUACAAUAGUUCGGUAUCUCCGCGCUCCGGUUUUCACUCUCGUGAUACCGUAAAAGGAAAGGUAUCUCAGAAGGGAACGACUAUGACGAAACUUCUUGACAUAAUGUGGGGAAAAUUAGCGUGUCGAUUUCCUGAAAGUGAGAACAAGGGACAAACAGCUUUGACAAGAGUACUCUCAAGGGUGCUCACUUACAUUGGCCUCGCUGACUUAAUUCUCUUUAUUCUUUUCUCUGUUAUGUGGCUCAUCAUCUUUGCAGUAUUCACUGUCGUAAUCAAUCAAGGAACAAAUUAACUCAUUCCGGCUCGACUGGCACGUUAUAUUACGUCGACCAGUUGUUCAGAUGCACAAAGCCCAGCAUUAAAAAAACCCCACCCAAACCCAAGCAUAAUUUAUUGCAGUUUUUUAAUCUGUGGUAUCAGUUGCAAGUGCUUGAGGAAUAAUUUUGUCAGAAUACAAUUUCUAAAUGCUGAUAAACACAAGAAAAAGUACAUUAUGUAGGGGUAUACUUUUUAAAAGAAUGAAAGAGUUUUUCCUCUCUUCUGAAUAAAAGAUUUUUUUUGGGUUAGGGCUUAGAACAGAUGAACAACUUGACGUCGAUUACUUUCGGCGGGUAUUUGGAGAAUGCCACUUGCAGGUUCUACUUAAAUACAUUUUUUAGUCUGUCCGUCUUGCUUUUCACCAGCAUUAAAUAAAAGCUAUAGUGUUUUCGUUCUUCUCUUUACUCAAAAAUGCCAAAACUUUUGUCAGAUCUAGUGUUUUUGGGCUUCUCUUCACUGAAAGUCAACGAAAAAACUGUUGUCAGAUGACAGAGUUAUGUAUUUUUAAUUGAACCUAGAAGGGAUUUAUGUUGUAAGUUUUGAACCCCCCCCCCUCCACAGGCAUAUACUAUUUGG
Molecule: messenger RNA, 2135 nt
Organism: Aplysia californica (California sea hare)
Lineage: Eukaryota; Metazoa; Mollusca; Gastropoda; Aplysiida; Aplysiidae
Product: neuronal acetylcholine receptor subunit alpha-7-like
Exons: 1
Coding region: 163-1533 (456 amino acids)
Biological process (GO): monoatomic ion transmembrane transport
Cellular component (GO): membrane
Molecular function (GO): extracellular ligand-gated monoatomic ion channel activity; transmembrane signaling receptor activity
Source: RefSeq, a predicted model, not a curated record